AUGCACAGCAGCAAGCGAGGGGAUUGCUCUGCCAGCGUGCAGGAGUCAGGGCUCUGCAUCUGGGCUCAACACUGCAAAGUUCCCGUGUUCGGACAGACGAAGGGGCUGUCCCCGGGGCGCGCGGGGCUCGGCCGCGGGGCUCGGAAGGCGCAGGAGGCCCUGCAGGAGCGGUACCGGCUGGGCUCGCUGCUGGGGCGCGGCGGCUUCGGCAGCGUCUUCGCGGCCACGCGGCUCUCGGACGGCGCCCCGGUGGCCAUCAAAAGGGUGCCACGGGAGCGCGUCCGGCACUGGGGCGAGCUGCCUGACGGCACUAGAGCACCGCUGGAGAUCGUGCUGCUGGACAAGGUGUCCACUGGCUUCCCCGGUGUGGUGCAGCUGCUGGAGUGGCUUGAGCUCCCCAACAAAAUUGUGAUGGUGCUGGAGCGGCCACAGCGGUGUCAGGACCUGCGGCAUUUCAUUCGGGCACGGCGGUUCCUGUCUGAGGAGGUGGCGCGGGAGCUGUUCCGCCAGGUGCUGGAGGCCGUGCAGCACUGCACCAGCUGCGGGGUCCUGCACAGGGACAUCAAACCAGAGAACAUCCUGGUUGACCUGGCCACCGGGCAGGCCAAACUGAUUGACUUUGGCUGUGGCACCUACCUGCAAGACACAGGCUACACGCACUUUGCAGGAACACGGUCAUACAGCCCCCCGGAAUGGAACCACUAUGGCUGGUACCAUGGCAAGGCAGCAACGAUCUGGUCCCUGGGCAUCCUGCUGCACCAGAUGGUCUGUGGGGAGCACCCUUUCAGGACGGGCUGGAACAUCUGCUGGGGAUAUUCAUCUGCCCUAGAAGAAGGGAGAGAGUCCCAGGCACACUUUGAUCCCGGGCCCUGCGAGGAUGACAUCAAGGAUGACAAGCUCUUCCUCAGCCUGACCACCGGUGGUUGA
This is a messenger RNA of Haemorhous mexicanus (house finch), 927 nucleotides long. Its product is annotated as serine/threonine-protein kinase pim-1-like. Gene Ontology annotation, biological process: protein autophosphorylation. The record is from RefSeq and is a predicted model, not a curated record. NCBI's taxonomy places the organism in Eukaryota, Metazoa, Chordata, Aves, Passeriformes, Fringillidae. Bases 1 to 927 code for a protein of 308 amino acids. Gene Ontology annotation, molecular function: protein serine/threonine kinase activity; ATP binding. Gene Ontology annotation, cellular component: cytoplasm. The transcript has 7 exons.